CUGCCUCCUGCGCGUCCUGGUGGCCGUAGAGGGCCGGGCCAAGCCUCAGGCGGGAGAGAAACGGCAGCCUCGGGGCGUAAGAGUGUCUCCCCGCCCCGGGAGGGGGUGGCGAGGUCAAGGUGGCGUGAAGACAGGGUGAACGCGGUGCCCCCCGCGCGGCCCCGAGGCCCCUUCUUCAUUUUGACUGCCUUCUAGGGACCGCCUUUGGCUUUUCGCGUCCUGAGACACCGACCCUGACCAGCCCGGCGUCCCUACCCGCCACCCGCCCUGCCCAGCUGGGGCGGAGGGCCGGGGGCGGCAGGUCCGCGCGCGGCGGGAGUGGGCGGCGAGCGCUGGCGGGCGAGAAAAAUCUGCUGGGUCCCAGGCAGCCGCCGCUGCCCCUUUGAUGUUUUGGUACUCCGUGCGCAUGCGCCUCACAUUAGAAUUACUGCACUGGGCAGACUAAGUUGGAUCUCCUUUCUUCAGUGAAACCUUGAAUCCUAUCAAAAACUAAAGGGAUGUGGAGAGUCCGGAAAAAGGGCUACUUUGGGAUUUGGUCAUUCCCCUUAAUAAUCGCCGCUGUUUGUGCGCAGAGUGUCAAUGAUCCCAGUAAUAUGUCGCUGGUUAAAGAGACUGUGGAUAGACUCCUGAAAGGCUAUGACAUUCGCCUGAGACCAGAUUUUGGAGGUCCCCCCGUAGCCGUGGGAAUGAACAUUGACAUCGCCAGCAUCGAUAUGGUUUCUGAAGUCAAUAUGGAUUAUACCUUGACAAUGUACUUUCAGCAAGCCUGGAGAGAUAAGAGGCUGUCCUAUAAUGUAAUACCUUUAAACUUGACUCUGGACAAUAGAGUGGCAGACCAGCUCUGGGUGCCUGAUACCUACUUCCUGAAUGAUAAGAAGUCAUUUGUGCACGGAGUGACCGUCAAGAACCGCAUGAUCCGCCUGCAUCCGGAUGGAACAGUCCUUUAUGGCCUCAGAAUCACAACCACAGCUGCCUGUAUGAUGGACCUAAGGCGAUACCCACUGGAUGAACAAAAUUGCACCUUGGAAAUUGAAAGCUAUGGAUAUACAACUGAUGACAUUGAGUUUUAUUGGCGAGGAGAUGAUAAUGCUGUAACAGGAGUAACAAAGAUUGAACUUCCACAGUUCUCUAUUGUAGAUUACAAACUUAUCACCAAGAAGGUUGUUUUUUCCACAGGUUCCUAUCCCAGGUUGUCUCUCAGCUUUAAACUUAAGAGAAACAUUGGUUACUUUAUCCUGCAAACAUACAUGCCUUCCAUCUUGAUCACGAUUCUCUCCUGGGUCUCCUUCUGGAUUAAUUAUGAUGCAUCAGCUGCAAGAGUGGCAUUAGGAAUUACAACUGUCCUCACAAUGACCACAAUCAAUACCCACCUCCGCGAGACUCUCCCUAAGAUCCCCUAUGUGAAGGCCAUCGACAUGUAUCUCAUGGGCUGUUUCGUGUUUGUUUUCAUGGCCCUUCUGGAAUAUGCUUUGGUCAACUACAUCUUCUUUGGGAGGGGACCCCAACGUCAAAAGAAGGCAGCUGAGAAGGCUGCUAGUGCCAACAAUGAGAAGAUGCGCCUGGAUGUCAACAAGAACAGCUGGAUAUGGAUCCCUGCUUUCCACCAGCGGCUGGAAUCUCAGUCUCUCCAGAUGGACCCCCAUGAGAACAUCUUACUGAGCACUCUCGAGAUAAAAAAUGAAAUGGCCACAUCUGAGGCUGUGAUGGGACUUGGAGACCCCAGGAGCACAAUGCUGGCCUACGACGCAUCCAGCAUCCAGUACCGGAAAGCUGGGCUGCCCAGGCAUAGUUUUGGCCGAAAUGCCCUGGAACGACACGUGGCACAGAAGAAAAGCCGCCUGCGGAGACGCGCCUCGCAGCUGAAAAUCACGAUCCCCGACUUGACGGACGUGAAUGCCAUAGACCGGUGGUCCCGCAUAUUCUUCCCUGUGGUUUUUUCCUUCUUCAACAUCGUCUAUUGGCUUUACUAUGUGAACUAAAGUAGCCUCCUGUGGGAAGCAAGGACUAGAUUCCUCCUCAAACCAGUUGUACAGCCUGAUGUAGGACUUGGAAAACACAUCAAUUCAGGACAAAAGUGAUGCUAAAAUACCUUAGUUGCUGGCCUAUUCUAUGGUCCAUUUCAUGCCAUUUGGGUUGCUUCUGCUAAGUAAUGAACACACUAUGGUCCUUGCGGUUUUCCAGUUAAAGUGCAAGUGAUUUGUACACAUGCUGGCAAGACUGGAGACUGAGUGUUCCACAUUCUCUGCUUAGUAUGCAGCCUCUAGGGAGGGGGAUUAUAUAGAAGAUAGUCUCAGAAGGAUCAAUAGCAUUGUGAGUCAUCUCACUGAGAUGUGGUUGUAUCCAGAUACUCCCCAUCUUCAUUCCUGAGAUUGGCAUGCUGUGAGAUGGCACCGUGCUUAUGAAACAUAAUCUGCAAUGUCAUGCAAACAUGCUGACUGAAGGUGGUCUAUGCUGUUUAUGAAGGUGAUAAUUGUGCCAUGGGAAGAUCCCCCUGAAUUCUAGAAGGUUCUCAUGGAGUUCAAAUAGGAUGGGAGUCAAGACAGAGACUCAGGACCUAAUUUAACCCAGUCUCUGUUUGCUUGAGCACAGGGAUUCAAUCAUGUCUUCCACUUUGACAUUUAGAGGUGGGGAGACUUCCAAACAUUGUCAUGCAUGGAAGCCAAAGAAUUUUUUCCUAAAAACCUAUUCAGCAGAAAGUUAAAAUAAGAGUUAACAAUCCUGAGCAGAGUGGAAAAUCCAGAAGCAACUCUUAUAGCAAGAUUAAGCAAGGGAGCAGCGUGACCUUUAUUGGCCCUGCACAGCAUCUGGUCCAUAUAUAUCAUGUUUGAGUGGCAAAAGGUAGAGUGAGAGGGAUUUUUUUUUCCAACCUUAUAAGGUUUUCACAGCAGACCUAAAGAGGUUUUUAGCUUAUUUAAUCAAAAGGCAACCACAAAAUAGAAAAGUUAAUGAAUUAAAAGUAUCUUAGAUGUAGGUUAGAUUGGUAGUUGGUCAGUUAUUAAUAUAGAGCCCGGACAAAGCUAGCAAGCAUUCUGCUUUUCUCUGACAAUAUCAACUGUCUCCACAACAUUUUCCUGUACAUUUAUUUCUGAAUUUAAUAGGAUAUUUCAAAAGAAGGAUGUGUUCAUUCCUUUAAAGGAUUAUGGUCCUUUCUAGCUAUUCUCACUUCUGAAAUUCUGAUUAUAUUCUAAGGAGACAGACAAAGUAAGGCUUUGGAGAGAUUUACUGAACUAUAUUUCCUUCUGUGCAAUGAAGUCCACCUUUGUAUUUUUCAUAGCAAAAAACACUUCAAAGAUCAUGUGCACAAGUAGAGUUAGUUUGUGGGUUUGUUAGGUUUGAUUUUUUUUCAAGGGUGCUUUCAUUGUGUAUGUUCUAUCUGCCUAAUCAAAGAAAAUAUGAAAAGUAGUGGAAAAGAGGAUAACAACAAAGCCACAUUAACUUGAUGAAUGUUAUGAGCCUCACUCAAUAUUGCAGAAAAAAUAUAUAACUGAUAACCAAGCAGGCAUGAUUUAUUGUUUUUAUUCAAUGCUUAAAUUACAUUGAUGUGCUUCUUUCUGUACUAAUUGGACUUGUGAAUUCAUAUGUUGGGCAAGAAAGAGAAUAAGCUAAUAUAUUUUAUUUCUAUCAAUGUGAGGUUCAUAUUUAACUUUUCUUGGAGAAAACAGUAUAUUGCUAAUUUUUUGUUAAAAGUUUGAUUUGAUUGAACUUUUUCUUGGAGAUGAAUUUGCUCUUUCUACUUAAAAACAAAACAAGACAAAACCUUCUUCAGAGUAACAUCCCUACUUGUGCAUAGUAACCAAAGCCGGCAUCUGCCUGUGGAUAAAUGUAUGUUUCCUUCCUCUGAUGAUUUUAGCAGCUGGAAUAUGAUGGAGUCCUGCUGUCCUUCCAUUUCAACUGUUAGAGAGAAAAAAAAAAGCUUUAGCAUUCAGCUUUCUGCAUUUGCCCCAAGAUGAGAUGACUUUUUUUUUCUUCACCAGCAUAGGGAAUCAUUGCAAUGGUUCUCACAAACCAAUAUUUUUUUAUUUUACACUUGCACACCUAUGAGUAUCCAACCAAGGUUCUGCCCAUGGGCUCAGAGUAGAGAUUUCUCACAUUUUUCCAGGGACACACUUCCUCCUAGGCAAUAAUUUUGGGCAUCACACUAAUAAAAGUGCCUGCCCUUUGCUGCCAGGGGUUAAAGUUUGAGUAGCAUAUAUCAGGAAGGAGCAUAUUGAUAACUCAGGUGCACAACUCCAAAAUGCCAUUCUGAAAAGGUUUUUCUAGAGACAACUCAGAGCCCAAGUCUAGAAGUGGGCUCUUAUUUGCAAUUAAUCAUAAAAGCCAUAAAAAUUCUUGAUAUUGUCAUUUAUGGUUACAACACAAUUUUGAUAUCCAGGGAAGUCAACAGGGUAAUCUAGAUCAAAGUGGAGAGAAGCAACUUCGCAGCAAGAGCCUCAAUAGCAUAUGACCAUGGAUUCAUUUCUGCUCACAGUAGGGAGAAACUAGGAAAGGGGAAAGAUAGGGCCUUGGAUCAGAUGCCUUAGAGUGAGAUCCAUACAUUGGCAUUCAGUAAACACAUGGGUAGAAACAACGGACUCAUCCUGCCCAGAGGUAACAGUAGAUGUAGAAUUUAUUCUUAAACUGUAUUUUUACUGUAGUUGAAUUAGAUUGUAGUCACUAAAUUGAGGGAGAGUUGAGGAGGGCUGCUAGUUCUCAUGAGUCUAUGAAGACUAGUCAGCUUGAUGUCCAGUGGUUAAAUAUAAGGACCACAAAUUGUGUUUUGGCAAUUCUGAUAUGGUAUUACUAUCAGUUUACACAUAUAUGUAUAGUUUUCUUUUGAUUAUAAAACAGCCAGAUAGCCAGCAAUUAAGGUGUUUUUCAUCUUUGUGAAAUUCAUAGACAAAUUCUAAAAUGCACAGUCUAUAUGAAAUCUUUGAUCUCAAUCUGUAUAUAUAUAUAUUGUACAUGACUUCUAGUAGGUAUGAAAUGCAUUUUCAGAACUGAAAACUCAUGCAACAUAAUGUGUUUGCAUAAGGAAUGUUACUAUUCUUUCUACUGCAAUUUAAUAAUGGGAAAAUACUUAAGCAGUGCCAUCUAGACCUUUUCUCAUGUCUUCAAAAAACAGUGCUAAGUAAAAAAAAAGUUAAUAAAAAUGGUUUAUGAAGCAAAAGACUUUACAUUCUAGCAUUAGGAAUACAAAAAGUCUGUCAGCUUACAAAAGCACAACACAUAGAGAAAGUUCAGUGAAAUGCAUGAAGAGGAAAUGAAUCGCAUUUAUAUUAAGCAAGACCUGCAUUAAAUUGGCAACUAACACAAUUUUCAUUUUCAAUAGGUAACUUCCAAUUUUAUGAUUAACUGAAUAUUCAACAACAAAAACAGCAAAACAACCAACAAACAACAGGUCUUACAACAUAUCUACAUGUAUAUAUGUGUAUAUAUAGGUCCACAUAAACAUACAUACAUGUAUAUGCAUCAUAUGUUGGAAAACAAAAGGAAUAAGCUAAUAUGUUUUAUGUCCUUCAUUAAACCAGCAUAUGCAUAUUUUUAAUUUGGCAACCAAUAAAUCAACAUAUUGAAACAAGUAAUACAGGGUACUGAGCAUUUCUCUAUCAGCAUUUCUCUAUACAGUUCUCACGAACCAUUGCACAGUUUGACACCACAAUAGUACUGUACCUCGGAACAUCGCAAAUUAACUAGUUCUCCCACUGCUUGUCUACCUGCUCUUUUUCAAGGAAACAAAUAACAUUGUCCAUUGGUGAUUUAAAAACAAAAAAUGUCUUAAGAAAACAAACAAAAUGAUGAAAAAAAUUCCUCCUAGGAGGAAGAAAAAAAAAUAACUAAAUCCACCAUGUUGGUUAGGGUAAAUAUCCUCAACUGUAGCCAUCCUGCCAUUUUGCUAAGUGUACAGAGUCCAUGUAAUGUGAGCAAUCAUAACUUUCACUGAGCAUAUGUAAAUAUUAAAACAGAUUUCUUAAAUAUUUUUAACUUCUAAUUUGUAUUUUAUGGUAAGGCAAUGUGCUAAUUCUGUUUAUGGCUUAAGUUCAUGUGUUAUAUUAUGUAAAUAAUUAAACAUGCUGUAAAUGAAUAGUCAGUAGAUACAAAUAAUUGUUUAAUUUUUUCCUAGUUUUUCUCGAUUUUUUACUAAGUACAGUCACUGCAGUGCCCCAGCAGAGUAAUUUAAACACCCUUUUGCAUAAAUGGUUGGGAUCCCAGAAGGAAGGGUUUCAAUUUGCUGUCACACAUGCACACGCACACAUACACACGCACACACACAUACACAUGCACACACAUUCAAGCACACGUACUCUUAUCACUUGCCCACUCACUCACUCUCACUCUCACCCUUUUUGUUGGAAAUGCUGUAGUGUUUGUGUAGUCAGUUAGCAACCAAGAGAUAGCUUUAGAAAUGGAAACUGGGAAAAACGGAAAUGAUCAUUGAUACCUUGAUAGAGUUUUUUUAUAUAUGAGAGUUUAAGAAACCAAAGGUUGUAACUUAAGUUUCAAUUUUCAAAGAGUAAAAGUUUAUACAAAUGGCACCACAGGAAAUAAAAAUGCCUAUUCAUACCUGCUCCAUAAAUUUGUUAUACCUAAUACAUACUAGAAGACUGUUUUGUUAAAUAAUAGCAUUUUAUUCUUAGAUAGUAUUGUUCCUUUUAACCAAAGACUCCAGAAUUACUAAAAAACAAAAAAGAAAAGAAAAAAGGAAAAAUGGUGGAAAAUUGAAAAAAAAAAGAUAACUGCUUCACACCAAAGGUAUAAAAAAUAUUUUCCAAAUACACUAGGAACAUUGUAAAAAAGAGUAAGGAGCAAACACAAUGCUAAUUAAGAUACUGCCCUAAAGAACUCAUUUACUGAAAAAAAAAUCUCUCUUAAACACCUAUUAGUUAUUUGGAAAUUGAAGCAAAUAUUUCUGUAAAUAUAUGCAAAAGUCUGACAUCAGAUUUUAUUUUGCUUUGAGAAGUCCUUUUAUGAUAAAUAUGAUUCAAAAUGAUGGAAAACAAAACUUGGUGUUUUUUAACUUUGAAACCUAAUGUCUCUCUUGUCAUAUGUUAACCUGAUGUCUGUAUGUAUGUCCUUACACCAUCAGAGGCAAGUUGACAGUUUCAUCAGCUUGUAUUGUUCCCUUCUCAGUUCAGAAAUUUGAGUUCCCCCAUGAUCACUUUAAACACAAUUAGUUCAAAGUUGCAAAUAAUUUAAAUUCCAUAACAUGUUUCAUUUUUAUCUGCAUGGGUGUUUAAAUAUUCUGUUAUCAAUAUUGUCCCUGCACAGUUCUGAAAUGUCCUUUUAUAAAAGUGAUAUUCUGGUUUCUUCACAAUGUAAUGAUUAUCGGCCUUACUAAUUACCUUGUAGCCUUUCUUAAUAUGCACAUAAUGCACAUUUUUCCAGUGGCUAGAAAACAGAACACAAGUGGACAUCAUUGCAUUUAUUUUCAUGUCUUUCUAAAAACAGGAUUACUAAAAUCUCUGGGAUACAUGAGAUAGUAACGAAUGAGGAUUAUAAAUGAGUAGCACAUAAGAAUUAUUUUCUUGAAUUUAAACUUAUUACAGCCAGUUUGAGCAUGUAAAUAUCUAAUAAUGUUGGCUAGUGUGUAACUCUUGAACUAAGAAACAUAAAUAAAACUUAAAA
Manis javanica (Malayan pangolin) is the source of this 7602-nucleotide messenger RNA. It is a transcript of the gene GABRB2, whose product is annotated as gamma-aminobutyric acid type A receptor subunit beta2. Gene Ontology annotation, biological process: monoatomic ion transmembrane transport. Gene Ontology annotation, molecular function: GABA-A receptor activity; extracellular ligand-gated monoatomic ion channel activity. NCBI's taxonomy places the organism in Eukaryota, Metazoa, Chordata, Mammalia, Pholidota, Manidae. Gene Ontology annotation, cellular component: membrane. The record is from RefSeq and is a predicted model, not a curated record.